UCUUGUACGAGUAGUUGUGUCCAGCUUAGCUUUCAUUUCUUGUUUUAACUAGCUAGCCUCGAUAUUGUGAAAAAUUGAAAACAAAAAUGGAAAGAAUGGUUUUCGAAGCUGCACUAAAAGGAGAUGUAGAAAGCUUAAACAGGCGUUUAGAUGAAGAUCCUUUGCUUCUGGAGAGAAGCAUGGCUAGUGGUGUUUACUCCGACACAUCCCUACAUGUGGCGGCAAUGCUGGGAUACGACGAUUUUGCCAAUGAAAUCCUUAAGAGAAAGCCCGAGCUAGCCAAAGAGUUGAAUUCCAAUCAAUCUUCGCCUCUUCACCUCGCGGCUGCCAUGGGGCACACGGGCAUGGUUAGAUGUUUACUGUUAGCUGAUCGCGGGAUGUGUAAGGCUCGUGAUAGAGAUGGGCUCACUCCCUUCCACCUUGCAGCUGUGAAAGGGAGAGUUGAGGUGUUGAAGGAGCUGAUGAUGAGUGAUGGGCAUGUUGAAAUUUGUAGCAGUGAAUUAAGUGAGGUUAUGGGGAUGGAUGUUGAGAAGUUGGGUGAGAGCAUUUUGCACAUGUGUGUUAAGCAUGGGCAGUUGGAGGCUCAAAAGUUUGUUGUGGAGAAGAUAGGAGACGACGCAGAUCUUGUGAAUUCUAAGGAUGCUUCUGGUAACACUGUUUUGCAUCUGGCUGUGGAGUAUAAACAAUUUGAGGCUGUGAAGUUUUUGGUCCAACAUAGUAGAAUACAAGUGAAGGCUGAAAAUGGAAAGGGAUUAACAGCUAUGGACACUCUCUUAAUUCAGACUAGAAAUAAUAAUAUGAAUAAUGUGAAAGAGAUGGAAAUUGGAGAAGCACUACUUGUGAGGAGGGACAAGGAAGCUAAAGAUUCAGAGAAUUGGGUUGAUGAAAUGCGUGAGAGGUUAAUGGUGGCAGCUUCAUUGCUGGCAACAAUGGCCUUCCAGGCCGUUGUUAGCCCCCCUGGCGGUGUAAUUGAUGAUGAUGAUAAAUUGUAUACCUCUUCUAAGUUUUUUGUCUGGGAAUGUUGAUUGCGCGUUUGGAGAAGUCAUGGACCAUAAGUUGACACCUAUCUUAGGAACAUCUGUGAUGGCUUAUAACCAACAAAAUCCUUAUAUAGUGUUCAUACUGGCCAACACGUUGAGCUUUCUUGCAUCUGUGGGUGUCAUAUACUGUUACUCAUAAGUGGUUUGCCCCUUCAUCGUAAACUGUAUAUGUACAUAAUGAUGAUGACGAUGUGGGUGGCAAUCACUGCAGCGGCAGUAAGCUAUAUUGUGUGCCUGGAAAUGACUACUGGUGUAUAUGGCGCCUUCAUCUUCGCCUUGAUCACCUGUGUGUUUGUAACACCUUACGUGAUUAUUGGUGUUGCGUAUAUAAUUAAGGUUACAGUGGUGGUGAUAAAGUGGUUGACAAAACUAUUGAAGACCACAUGGCCCAAGAAGAAUUCAAGUUCAAUGAUAAUGUAUCAAGCUUAGGAUUCAUCCACCCACAAUAUAAUCUGCACUUAUAUAUAUUGGCUGGAUCGGAUAGACACAAGGACUUUAUGAGUGUAUUGUAGUUUCAUGGCAGGUUUCCAACAAUUCUCAUGCAUGUUUCAAUUCCCUAUAUAUCACUCUAUGUCACUUCUCCAAUAAAUAAAUUU
Ipomoea nil (Japanese morning glory) is the source of this 1636-nucleotide messenger RNA. Its product is annotated as serine/threonine-protein phosphatase 6 regulatory ankyrin repeat subunit C-like. The transcript is spliced from 2 exons. Bases 87 to 1025 code for a protein of 312 amino acids. Gene Ontology annotation, molecular function: protein binding. NCBI's taxonomy places the organism in Eukaryota, Viridiplantae, Streptophyta, Magnoliopsida, Solanales, Convolvulaceae. The record is from RefSeq and is a predicted model, not a curated record.